UCUCCCAUAAUCUCGGGUGAGACUCCUCGUUUGCAAUAAAUUUAUUUAAUCGUAAACAACAGUUGGGUAAUUAUUGAAUCUUCAGGAAUUGUUCGAGCUCAAUAGAUCGAAAUGACGACUGGUAAAGUUGACUGGGGAAAACUUGCAGAAGAAGGAGAACUGGCAUCUGCUGUAACGAACUUAUCAGUAAAUCAGAACAGUAAAUCCCCUGAGACGAAUGGAGUUGAUGGAAACGAGACAGACAAAACCCCAACAGCAGCGGAGGAGUCACUCCUCAGAAAACUUCUCCACAAGUCUCUCGUGGAUUCGACACAGGAGCUAGAAAUUCAGCGAAAGAAUCCCCACUCUCCUCUGUACAGUGUGAAAUCCUUCGAGGAGUUGAAACUCCAGAAGAAGCUUCUCAGAGGUGUUUACGACAUGGGAUUCAUCAAGCCCUCAAAAAUCCAAGAAAUGGCCCUUCCCACAUUGCUAGCUGAUCCCCCAGGAAACAUGAUUGCCCAGUCGCAGUCAGGGACUGGAAAAACCGCAGCGUUCGUCCUGGCGAUGUUGAGCCGAGUUGACACGACGAAACCCUACCCCCAGGUCCUUUGUUUAUCCCCGACUUACGAGUUAGCUAUUCAGACUGGGGAAGUGGCUGCCAAAAUGUCCAAGCACUGCCCUGAGAUAAAAAUAAAGUACGCUGUGAGGGGUGAAGAGAUGGCCCGCGGUGAGAAAAUCACAGAACACAUAAUAAUUGGUACUCCAGGAAAGGCUCUGGACUGGUCUCUGAAGUUCCGAUUUUUUGACCUGAAUAAAAUAACGGUUUUCGUUCUGGACGAGGCAGACGUAAUGAUUGCAACUCAGGGCCAUCAGGAUCAGUGCAUCAGAAUUCACAAAAUGUUACCUAAGACCUGUCAGAUUAUGUUUUUCUCUGCUACUUAUGAGAAAGCUGUGAUGGACUUUGCUGAGAUAAUUGUCGAUUCCCCUAUGAUCAUCAGACUUUUGAAGGAGGAGGAGUGCUUGGAUAAUAUUAAACAAUUUUAUGUUAACUGCCAGGACAUGGACGAGAAGUAUGACGCCAUCACAACCAUUUAUACUAAUCUCACUGGGCAAGCUAUUAUCUUUUGUCAAACGAGGAGAACUGCCUCGUGGCUCGCUGACAAGAUGAUCAAUGAGGGAUUCACUGUUGCUGUUUUGUCUGGGGAUAUGACUGUCGCUGAUCGAAUUACUGUUCUUGAUGAUUUCAAAGAGGGUCGUGUCACUGUUUUGGUUACAACCAAUGUUCUGGCUCGAGGCAUCGACGUGGAUCAGGUGUCUCUGGUGGUGAAUUUUGAUCUUCCGAUUGAUCAGCAACGCAAGGCAGAUCACGAGACGUAUCUUCACAGGAUUGGUAGAACGGGAAGAUUUGGGAAGAAAGGAAUUGCCAUAAAUCUAAUCGAUUCUCCGCAGGCUAUGGAAAUCUGCAGAGACAUGGAACGACAUUUCGGGAAGAAAAUCGAACUCUUGGAUAUCGGCUGUCGUGAUCUCAAGGCUGUCAUUCGACAGUAACAAAUACCUCGAAAGUCAACUUAAUCUUAUCCUCAAUACUAUAAGUUAUCGAGUUAAUAAACCUUUCGUAUUCACAUGAA
This is a messenger RNA of Fopius arisanus, 1607 nucleotides long. RefSeq names its product putative ATP-dependent RNA helicase Dbp80 (gene Dbp80). Gene Ontology annotation, molecular function: RNA binding; ATP binding; RNA helicase activity. Bases 112 to 1527 code for a protein of 471 amino acids. Gene Ontology annotation, biological process: poly(A)+ mRNA export from nucleus. The record is from RefSeq and is a predicted model, not a curated record. NCBI's taxonomy places the organism in Eukaryota, Metazoa, Arthropoda, Insecta, Hymenoptera, Braconidae. The transcript is spliced from 5 exons. Gene Ontology annotation, cellular component: cytoplasmic stress granule; nucleus.